Coccomyxa subellipsoidea C-169 is the source of this 1002-nucleotide messenger RNA. RefSeq names its product DUF803-domain-containing protein. Gene Ontology annotation, biological process: magnesium ion transport. Gene Ontology annotation, molecular function: magnesium ion transmembrane transporter activity. The transcript is spliced from 7 exons. The record is from RefSeq and is a predicted model, not a curated record. NCBI's taxonomy places the organism in Eukaryota, Viridiplantae, Chlorophyta, Trebouxiophyceae, Coccomyxaceae. Gene Ontology annotation, cellular component: membrane. The annotation marks the transcript as partial.
CUGUCAGCUGACCAAGCAAAGGGGCUGGCGCUGGCAUGCAGCUCUGCAGUGUUCAUCGGAACCAGCUUCAUCAUCAAGAAGAAGGGCCUGAGGGUUGCAGGAGCGAAUGGAGUCCGAGCAGGCAUCGGCGGCUAUUCAUAUCUUGUAGAGCCCCUAUGGUGGGCGGGCAUGCUGACCAUGGUGGUGGGGGAGGUUGCAAACUUUGCAGCCUAUGCCUUUGCUCCUGCCAUCCUUGUCACACCCCUUGGAGCGCUCAGCAUCAUUGUCAGUGCUGUGCUGGCGCACAUCAUGCUGAAUGAGAGGCUCAACAUUUUCGGCAUCCUCGGCUGCGUGCUGUGCAUCGUGGGCAGUAUGACGAUUGUGCUGCAUGCACCAGAGGAGCGAGAAAUCACCUCCCUGCUGCAAGUCUGGAAUAUGGCCCUGAAACCGGGCUUUCUGCUGUAUUGUGUGGCCGCCACUGCGGUCAUCUUGUACCUUAUAGUCUCAGUUGCUCCCACCCAUGGCAACAGCAACAUUUUUGUGUACCUGGCGAUAUGCUCGCUCGUGGGAUCAUUGUCUGUGAUGAGCGUCAAGGCCCUAGGCAUUGCCUUGAAGCUCACAUUUCAGGGCCAGAAUCAAUUCCUGUACAUAGAGACCUAUUUCUGCAUUCUGGUGGUGGGAGUGUGUGUGAUCACACAAGUAAAUUAUCUUAACAGAGCGUUGGACAUGUUCAAUACGGCUAUAGUAUCGCCGAUAUACUAUGUGAUGUUCACACUGUUCACGAUCACGGCUUCCCUUAUAAUGUUUCAGGAGCCUCAGACAGGCACUCAGAUUAUGACAGAAGGCUGUGGAUUUACAACCAUUGUCAUUGGCACCUUUCUGCUGCAUUCCACAAGGGAGCUUGAUAUAUCACUGAGUGAGUCCAGCCGCCAGUAUAUGUCUUUAUCUAUAUCUUGCAUGAUGCCUUCUGAGGCUUUUGGAAGGCUGCUAUGGGGAGUGAGUGUGCCUCUGCAAUGCAGGUGA